AUGUACUGUGCUGACUGCUCCAUGUCACACAGGGUGAUCGAGGAGGUGAACAACAUUCAGGAGAGUCUAGAGAUCGAGAAGACAUGCAGAGAAAGUGUAGAAGCUUUGGUCUCAAAGUUGAACAGACAGAACCGUUCUCUGAAGAGGAAAAGUAUGCUCUAUAUGUCCCACCUUGGUGCCGAUGUCGUCGCUGAGAUCAGUCUGGAUGAUGAUGAUGAUGAUGAAGAUCCACAGGAGGAGGAGUCAGGUGUAUGUAGCUCCUCCCACUGUCAGAUUGUCAUUGCAGAGCUGAGGGAUAAACUAGAGGUGAUCCUGGCUGAGAAGAAGCAGAUUACGAUCGAUCUGGAGAUGACAAGAGAGCAGCUCUGCCAAACUAGACAGGAACUCCUGAAAGAGAAACAUGAUAAUACUGUUUUAAUAGCUGAAACAUUCCAACAAAAGAAGCUCUUGGGAAAAUACAACAGAGUUUCUCAGUAUGCUCUAGAUGAGUUUGAGGCCUUGCGGGAGGAUCUAAAGCUUGAGAGGGACCUGCGUUCUGAAGCAGAGAAGUUUGCACAUGAGAUGCUAGUAGAGCAGAAGAAGCUGAAAAGACAAAGCCAGAUGUUGAUCCAGAGUGUGUCUCCAACAGAAGCUCUGCAGAAAGCUCUGGCAGAGAUCAACACACUGACACACACUUUAGAGACACAGAAACUGGAGCAUCAACAGCAGGUGAAGGCUCUUGAAGAGCAGAUACACAGCAGUGAAUUAAAGAAGCAGCUAACAGCAUUACAGAGACAGACUGAACUGCUGGAGGAGGAGAGAAAAGAGUGGCAGCACAAACACACGAACGCUGAAACCGAGGCCAAAGACCUCAGAUUCACAGUGGAGGAACUGAAAAAGAAGCUCCAGCAGGUCUCUAAUCCACCACCAGCUGCCCCAGGACCCCCUCCUCCACCCCCGCCCCCACCUCCACUUCCUGCCCCCUCAAGCAACCCACUCAGCUCAUUACUGUCUAUACUUCGUAAGAAAAAAGAUGUGAGCACUGAAAUUGCAUUAGUGGAGAAGGACUCCUCUGAGAAAACCCCAGAGAAGGACAUCAGACAUCAAGCUGUGGAUGAAAUGAUGCAGCGAAUCAAAAAAGGAGUUCAACUCCGACGUGUUUCCCAGAGAACCAACAGAGCCAGACCAGGACCAAAAGAAGGGACAAAUCUUGCCAUACAGGAACUUCAGGGAAUCCUGAACACAGUCAAGCGUUCUGGCCCCUCCUCCUUGCCUGGGACACGCCCUCCUUCGCCAUCACCGAAGUCUGAGCUGGAGAAAGCCCUGCAUAGAAGGAGGGAUGCGCUGAAGGCUGCAAAGAAUAAUACGAAUUCCAGUACUGUUCUGGAUCUGCCCCAGAUUAAGCAAACCCAGCCAGAGCCAGGCCAGAACACAAGGGACCAGGACACGCUGCAACACACAACAACCACAGUAUGCACCGAUCAACUCAAGCCUUCAUAGGAGCUCAUAGGUUACGUUCAGCCAUAAUGUGACUUGACAGUGCCAAGCAGAUGUGUGGUUUUUUAUAUGCUCUUGUUUAUUUUAUUUUAUUUUAUCAACCCAUUUA
Molecule: messenger RNA, 1585 nt
Organism: Sinocyclocheilus anshuiensis
Lineage: Eukaryota; Metazoa; Chordata; Actinopteri; Cypriniformes; Cyprinidae
Product: shootin-1-like
Exons: 15
Coding region: 1-1479 (492 amino acids)
Biological process (GO): neuron projection morphogenesis; positive regulation of neuron migration
Cellular component (GO): cytoplasm; axonal growth cone; cell leading edge
Source: RefSeq, a predicted model, not a curated record